CAUCGGAAAGCCGUUGGAACAUGUACUUACUCUAUGCAUUGUUCACGGCUUUUGUAGUGGCGGCUGUCACUGGGUUGGGACUCCUCCUGUAUUGUUCUCCAAAACCUCGAAAACCAACAGAGCAAGAAGGAUAUUAUGUUGAUAAAACAAAACAGAAGCAUAAACUUCCAAGCAUCUUGGACGAUGCAUCCGUGAGAUUGAGCUGCAUUGUUCCGGCUUUUGACGAAACAAAGCGCCUUCCGGUAAUGUUGGAAGAGACGGUUGGUCAUCUGGAGUCACGACAGAAAAGCGACCCCAAGUUCACCUAUGAAAUCAUCAUUGUUGAUGACGGUAGUCGGGAUAAUACCGUUGAACUUGCCCUGGACUUGGCAAAGAAGUAUAACAAGGUGGAUCUACGUGUUCUCGCUCUGGAGAAAAAUAGAGGUAAAGGUGGAGCGGUCACUCAGGGUAUGUUGGCUGCUCGUGGUCAAAUAUGUUUGAUGGUUGAUGCCGAUGGAGCCACCAAAUUCUCUGAUCUGGAUGCGCUGGAAGCUAAAUUGAUGAAGAGCGAGGAAAAUGGCUAUGGUAUAGCCGUUGGCUCUCGAGCACAUCUUGUUUCCACCGAUGCUGUUGUGCAGCGUUCUUUCAUACGAAACUUUCUUAUGCGCGGCUUCCAUCAACUUGUCUACAUUUUGGGUAUUAGAGGCAUUGAAGAUACACAAUGUGGUUUCAAACUUUUCACUCGAAAAGCUGCUCAGCUUAUCUUCCCGAACAUGCAUGUUGAAAGAUGGAUCUUCGAUAUUGAGUGCCUGGUCAUUGCUCAGGCUCAUCGUAUACCCAUAGUCGAAGUGCCAGUCACUUGGCACGAAAUAGAUGGCAGUAAAGUUAAUUUGAUGCGGGACUCUAUUCAAAUGGCUUUGGAUCUUCUCACGAUUCGACUCAAUUUUUUGCUGGGAUUCUGGAAAGUCGAUAGCAUUAAAAAACAGAAAAGUCAAUAAAAUCGUUGUUGGUAGCCAGAUCUCAAUUGUAAGUGUGUGGGCAUGGAUCACACGCUUUCACGUGGUGGCAAACUUAUUGAACUGCUGUUGCCAUGGUGCCUGGAUGUGGGAUUCCAUGGAAGAACCACAUCGGCGAAAGUUUAGAAAUUCUGAACGCCACAUGUU
Molecule: messenger RNA, 1142 nt
Organism: Umbelopsis ramanniana AG
Lineage: Eukaryota; Fungi; Mucoromycota; Umbelopsidomycetes; Umbelopsidales; Umbelopsidaceae
Exons: 4
Coding region: 21-977 (318 amino acids)
Cellular component (GO): endoplasmic reticulum membrane
Source: RefSeq, a predicted model, not a curated record